Brassica oleracea var. oleracea is the source of this 1490-nucleotide messenger RNA. Its product is annotated as pyruvate dehydrogenase E1 component subunit alpha-1, mitochondrial. The coding region runs from base 73 to 1242 and encodes 389 amino acids. NCBI's taxonomy places the organism in Eukaryota, Viridiplantae, Streptophyta, Magnoliopsida, Brassicales, Brassicaceae. Gene Ontology annotation, molecular function: pyruvate dehydrogenase (acetyl-transferring) activity. The transcript has 8 exons. The record is from RefSeq and is a predicted model, not a curated record. Gene Ontology annotation, biological process: pyruvate decarboxylation to acetyl-CoA. Gene Ontology annotation, cellular component: intracellular membrane-bounded organelle.
UAGUAGCAAUCAGCAAAUGUCAUAACUUCGCAUUAGUAUCAUCAUCUGAAUAAUCAGCGGUGGUGAAAUCCUAUGGCUCUAUCACGCCUCUCAUCGCGAUCUAAGGGAAUCUCUCGUCCCCUCUCCGCCGCCUUCAGCCGUUCCAUCUCAACCGACACCACACCGAUCACAAUCGAGACUUCGCUUCCUUUCACCGCUCACUUAUGCGACCCACCCUCUCGCUCCGUCGAAUCCUCCACCCAAGAGCUCCUCUCCUUCUUCCGCACCAUGGCUCUGAUGCGGCGCAUGGAGAUCGCCGCCGAUUCCCUUUACAAAGCGAAGCUAAUCCGAGGGUUCUGCCACCUCUACGACGGCCAGGAAGCCGUGGCCAUCGGGAUGGAGGCUGCGAUCACGAAGAAGGACGCGAUCAUCACGGCGUACCGCGAUCACUGCAUCUUCCUAGGCCGAGGGGGGUCGCUGUACGAGGUGUUCGCGGAGCUUAUGGGGAGGCAAGACGGUUGCUCGAAAGGGAAAGGUGGAUCGAUGCAUUUCUAUAAGAAGGAUUCGUCGUUUUACGGUGGGCAUGGGAUUGUCGGUGCUCAGGUUCCGUUAGGGUGUGGGAUUGCUUUCGCGCAGAAGUAUUCCAAGGAGGAGGCUGUGACGUUCGCUAUGUAUGGCGAUGGUGCUGCGAAUCAAGGGCAGCUUUUUGAAGCUUUGAAUAUCUCUGCUCUUUGGGAUUUGCCUUCCAUUCUCGUCUGCGAGAACAAUCACUAUGGGAUGGGAACUGCUGAGUGGAGAGCUGCCAAGAGCCCAUCUUACUAUAAGCGUGGUGAUUAUGUUCCUGGUUUGAAGGUAGAUGGUAUGGAUGCGUUUGCUGUCAAACAAGCUUGCAAAUUUGCUAAGGAACAUGCCUUGAAGAAUGGACCGAUAAUUCUUGAGAUGGACACGUACAGGUACCACGGUCACUCUAUGUCCGACCCUGGGAGCACAUACCGUACACGAGAUGAGAUAUCUGGUGUGAGACAGGAAAGAGAUCCAAUUGAGAGAAUAAAAAAGCUGGUACUAUCUCAUGACCUAGCAACCGAGAAGGAGCUUAAGGACAUGGAGAAGGAAAUUAGGAAAGAAGUAGAUGACGCUAUUGCCAAAGCUAAGGAUUGCCCAAUGCCAGAGCCUUCUGAGCUUUUUACCAAUGUGUAUGUGAAGGGAUUUGGCACCGAGUCAUUUGGAGCUGACAGAAAAGAAGUCAAAGCUGCACUUCCAUGAAGCUCUUGUUCGUUAAACCGUCACGUGGUUUGAUAGGAAGCCAUGAAAUAAAAAUGUUUUUUUUGGGCAGAGUGUUUUGUGCUCUGUUCAAGGCCCCCUUUGCGAGUUUUAAUUUCCAAGUAUCUCUUACAUACAUCAUGUGAUUCUUGUGAACCUUUGUGUGUGUGUAUUUAAAUUUGCUUCUGAUUGUUCUCGAUACAGACGAAAAAUCUGAAACAAGUUUUAAUAGAGUCCCUUGUUCUAUCAGA